AUGUCGGACAAUCCAUACACAAACAGACCCCCGCUAAAAUUGAGGAAUUCAUCAGAGUCAACAGUCAACAAGGAGCCUCUUUUUGGCUUUCUGCAAAGAUCUGUCACUGCUCGGCAAAUUACAAAGGCAAUGGAUGGAGACAUCAAUCCAUUCACAAAGCAGCCACACUCGCCUCAAUAUAAGAAGAUCCUGGAAACACGGAAGAAGCUACCCGUCUUUGCACAGAUGGAAGAGUUCCUCAAGAUGUUCAGCAACAAUCAGGUAAUCGUUAUGGUGGGAGAGACGGGAUCAGGAAAGACUACUCAGAUCCCCCAGUUUGUUUGCUACUCAGACCUUCCACAUGCCAAGGGAAAGCUUGUGGCGUGUACACAGCCCCAUCGUGUCACAGCGAUGUCUGUGGCGAAGCGAGUUGCUGACGAAAUGGACGUACAACUCGGCAAGCAAGUUGGAUAUUCGAUUCAGUUCGAAGAUAUGACAGAACCCGGGACGACAUUUCUUAAAUACAUGACGGACGGGAUGUUACUGCGAGAGGCAGUGAACGACCCAGACCUCUCACGAUACUCGACGAUCAUCCUCGACGAAGCACAUGAGCGCACGCUCGCCACCGAUAUCUUGAUGGGUCUGCUGAAAGCGCUCGCCAAACAGCGAUUCGAUCUGAAGAUCGUUGUCAUGUCCGCGACGCUCGAUGCGCUGAAGUUUCAAAAAUACUUGUCGGUGUCGAAGGAUGGAGAGCUUGCGCCCCUGUUUAAGGUCCCAGGUCGCACGCACCCCGUUGAGGUGUUCUAUAUGCAGGAGCCGGAGCCGGACUACGUUGAGGCAGCAACUAGGACGGUGCUGAUGAUACACAGAGCCGAGGACCCUGGCGACAUCCUUCUCUUCUUGACAGGAGAGGAGGAGAUCGAAGACUCUUGUAGGAAAAUCAAACUUGAAGCCGAUGAUCCAACAACAACGUAUUUUUGA
Messenger RNA from Fibroporia radiculosa, 960 nucleotides. RefSeq lists its product as uncharacterized. The coding region runs from base 1 to 960 and encodes 319 amino acids. Gene Ontology annotation, cellular component: spliceosomal complex; intracellular anatomical structure. NCBI's taxonomy places the organism in Eukaryota, Fungi, Basidiomycota, Agaricomycetes, Polyporales, Fibroporiaceae. The record is from RefSeq and is a predicted model, not a curated record. The transcript has 6 exons. Gene Ontology annotation, molecular function: ATP hydrolysis activity; ATP binding; RNA binding.